UGGAUCGGCAGUGACUAUCCAGAGUUGUUCCCGGUCGACGCAGGACCAACCAAACUCCUCGUUGAGGACAGCGUGCACUAUUCCUUGACGGCCCCAGAGGCGUACGAGGAGUGGCUAUGGACGGCGCCACUCGUAGGCGACAAUCACGUCCGGCUCGGGCCAGAAAAGCGCAUGUUCGCAGUACCCAUGUGCCACCAGCUCCAUUGUCUGCGCAGCAUACGCUCUGCACUCGAGGACGGUUGGAACAGCUUGCCUCCUGUACAUCAGGGGCACAUUCAUCACUGCUUCAACUACCUGAGGCAAUGGACGCUGUGCUCGGCGGAUGUGACUCUCGAGCGGGGGGACUUCGUAGCGCGGAAUUGGACAACUGAAAGGACGGGCGGGUUCCAUACAUGCCUGGGUUGGAAACCGGUCUAUCGGGCGGUGGAGCAGAACUGGCUUGAGUGGGAGGAAUUUCGCAAUGAGCACGGUUUGUCAGAAGUGCAUGUUACAUAG
Laetiporus sulphureus 93-53 is the source of this 495-nucleotide messenger RNA. RefSeq lists its product as uncharacterized. The annotation marks the transcript as partial. The record is from RefSeq and is a predicted model, not a curated record. Gene Ontology annotation, biological process: mycotoxin biosynthetic process. Lineage: Eukaryota; Fungi; Basidiomycota; Agaricomycetes; Polyporales; Laetiporaceae. The transcript has a single exon.